Prorocentrum cordatum is the source of this 2964-nucleotide messenger RNA. Lineage: Eukaryota; Dinophyceae; Prorocentrales; Prorocentraceae. The record is from the annotation of a GenBank genome assembly.
CAGAAGUACUUCUCUGGCCUGCCAGCCAACACUUUUGCCGUGGAUUGGAAAUGUUCGGCGCACCAGGGGCACAGGGUGAUCGAGAAUCGUGAGCGGGAAGUGAUUGGAAACGUUCACGCUGUGCACGUUACUUGCUCGCAACCGCACUGGCAAAACAAGUUUCAGCAGGCUUUGAAGCAGAUCAUCCGUGAGGACCUGGCGUCGGGCGGUUUUCAGAUUCAAGUGCCAGUGCCGCGGUGGCAGGCGCGGAACGAUAGCUUGUUUUCCAGGACUUAUCUCAGGAGACGCACGAUGGUGACCGCAGACAUACUGGACUUAUCAACCCCAAUGGACCUCGGCUCCGACUCUGCCGCCGCAAAAUUCCUUCUGAAAUGGAACGGGGAUUGGACGUUGCCCAAGGUAUCUCACUACUGCAGCGGGCCAGACUGCUGCGGGGGCCUCGACGACGCAUGCGAUCAGUUAUUCGGGGCGGCCAUCGAGAUUGAUCUGCUGAUGUCGAAAGACACUGGGACCCCUAGCUUGGACGAUUGGUUCACAUGUGGUGAGGUCUGCGGCAAGGUCGGCCUCGGGGCGUUGUGCCACAGAGUCCUCGGUCGCGUCAUCGACCUCGCAUUGCCCAACCCAUCGUUGGGCAUGCGGCGGCCGGCACGGGCAGAGAACGCUGGCGAGAGGACCAGGCGCAUAGGACAAAAGAAAGCAUGGCGGAGCAAGUAUUUCCUGAAGGAUGACGAGAAGCUCGCUCGAAUGCUCAUCGUGUGUUUCUACGGCGUCCACGUCGAGAGGCUCAUGGCAGAGUUGCAACAUCGAGACGCACAUUCGAAAGGGCUGUACGGCACCGUGAACGAUACGUCCUUUCUUAAUCCGUUUUACGUGUGCCGUUCUCGAAUUUCCAGUGAGUUGGUUGCGGGCAGAGGCGCGGAUAUAGGUCACAUAUUUGAUUACUAUGACGUCGGCAAGCACAACUUCUUGUGGUCGGAGAUGCGCGGUAUUGGAUUGGACAUGGCUUCGCAAGUGAAGUGGCGAUAUCUCCCGCUUGAGGGCUACCCGCUCAAGCUGGUUGGGAUGGUCCACCCUGGCCUCUCUGAAGCUCAGCGUCGGCGGCACGCAGAUGCUUUCUUCGAGUUGGAGCCGUGCUGCCUGGAGCCGUUCUUCGCAGCCAAAGUCCGACGGGCGUUCCCGUCCGCCGAUGCCAUGUUCAGAGAUAGUGAUUUCAGGCGGAUGUUGAUUAGCCUCGCCGUGGUCUUCAAAUUCUGUAAUAUGCGGUGCGAGCGGUUGCUGGCCUUGUGCAGGAACGCAACCAAUCGCGAGAAGGGCGUAGACAUUGAGCGUUUCUGUUGCACGGGGUUUCUGGCGCAGCUCUUAUCCCAGCAUCGCAAGAACGGGGGCGACGACCCUAGAUGCCCCACGCGGGCUCAAUUGAUUGAAGACGGUGCCCCAGUCAUUGCUCAGCCUCGCCAGCGGAAAGGCCAGGUAUCAGGUGUCUUCGUUCAUUGGUUGUCAAAGCAGGAGAGGGUGAGAAAGCAGAGCGGCCCCCCGAUGAACAAAGACGAGUACGCGGCGUGGAGACGGACCAAGGUCACUGAGUUCCACGAGCUGACCCAGCAGGAGAUCGACGCCGAGAAGGCGGAGGCCGACCACGAGUGCGCCCUCAAGCGCCUCGAGGCCGACGAUGAGCUCCCCGUGGACGGUCUCCCCCUUGGCUCCCGCGGCGUGUUGCAGACGAUCUUGGAGGCGCGCGGGAAUACUCGGACGCCCUUUGCCCCAGAAGAGUUCGAGGCAGAGGAGACCGCAGCUGCCCCUGGGUUCACGAGGUACGAAUCGACUGCCCGAGAGAUGAUCGCUCGGGACAUGUUCGUGUCCGACUCUGGGGACAUCGCCGACGACGAAAUUUUCGACUAUUACGUUCCAUGCGCGCGUGCGCAUCCAGAGCUGUGCGCAUCGAAAGACGCUGGCAGAUUGCCGCUGUUGCUGGAGGCGGCGAGGGGAUUGCGGCAGCAGCUCACGAAAGAUUCGACUGGUCAUUUCUUCUGUUUGAGGUUCGUUGGCCCGCAGGUUGACACGGCGGCGUGGUUCUGUGUUGCCUGCGUUCGGCUUAGCAACCCCGCGGUGGCUAUACUAUGCCCGGCGCUGAUGGACGUCGAUCGCCGCCGCGUCCAGCUUGGCUUUUGGGACGGCGUGGAGUUAGAGUAUCUUGUUGACGUUUCCUUCCUAGGCAGGUAUCUCGGCCACGAUGAGGACGUUGAGAUCACCAACAUAUUUCUGUCUGCCGCUGCCAUCGACCAGGAGAUGCUCGCCGACUCUGCGGCGGCUGUUUUCUUGGUCGACGACUGGAGGUCCCGCUUGUUCAACAGCGAGCAGCCUGUCUUUCCCCCCCGGGGCCGUCUCCGCCAGGCACGGGGCAAGAAGGCCCGCAAGGCCGAUGGCGACGCCAUGGCCGACAUGAGAAGAGGCAUCAGGGCGCUUGGCGGAGACGGCGACAAGAUCAGGAUCAGGCGGCCGAAGCCAGAGGGGCAUGGCUCAGAUGAUGAGCUCUGGAACGACUUCGGUUCUGGUGGCAGCUCUGGCAGCUUGUCUCCUCCCAACGACGGAGAUAGCAGCUCGGGCGCCGACGGGCCCCCCGUCGCUGGCAUUAAGAGGCCCCAGCCGGCCGAGAAAGAAGUCAGGAAGGUCCCUUUCGGUCCGUGGACGGUCAGCGAGGUCUGGAGCGAGGGCGUCCACGUCGGCUUCGGCGGCAACUGCAAUUGCCACCUUGACGCGGGCAAGGACUUGCGCUGCAAGCGGAACUUUACUUUCGCUGGCAUGUCCGUCGUGGCGACGCGUUGCCUCGCCAAGCAGUGGCUCCUCAUGGGCGUCGGCCUGGCUGGCGACGACGCCCGAUCACAGCGCGUAAAGGGCAUCCCUCGGGCCGAGAUCCCGAUUCGAGACGAGGCCGAGCUCGACGCUGCGGCCUUGGCGUUGUUGUGA